AUACGGUUCCCGAGCCUGAGCCUGCUCCCUGCCUUGGCCCCUGGAACCCCAGGCUCGGUCCCAGGGCCAUCAACGCCUCGUAGCAGCCCAGACUCGACGGGCACCGCGUUCGUUUUGGGAGGAGAGACUCCCGGUCGCGGGAUGGAAGUUCACGUUCAGGAAGCUGUGUAACCGGAGCCGCGGGAGCCAGAGAGCAGAGAGCGCGGCAAGUCACUCAGCUCAGCCGGUGGAUGUUGACCGCCCCCUCGGAGAGUCCCAGCAGAUAUGGCGGAGAGCUGGCUAYGCCUCUCGGGAGCAGGGCCGGUGGAGGAGGCCGGGCCGGAGGGCUGCCUGGAGGAGCCGGACGCCCUGGAUGACAGCCUGACCAGCCUGCAGUGGCUGCAGGAAUUCUCCAUUCUCAACGCCAAGGCUCCCUCUUUCCCCGCUGGGGGUACGGACCCCCAUGGCUACCACCAGGUGUCAGGCUCAACGGCGCCGGGGUCCCCGAUGGCGGCUGACCCCGCCUGCCUGGGGCAGCCGCACACGCCAGGCAAGCCCACGUCGUCGUGCACGUCGCGGAGCGCGCCCCCGGGGCUGCAGGCCCCGCCCCCCGACGACGUGGAUUACGCCACCAACCCGCACGUGAAGCCUCCCUACUCCUAUGCCACGCUCAUCUGUAUGGCCAUGCAGGCCAGCAAGGCCACCAAGAUCACCCUGUCGGCCAUCUACAAGUGGAUCACGGACAACUUCUGCUAUUUCCGCCACGCUGAUCCCACCUGGCAGAAUUCCAUCCGCCACAACCUGUCGCUGAACAAGUGCUUCAUCAAAGUGCCUCGGGAGAAGGAUGAGCCAGGCAAGGGGGGCUUCUGGCGCAUCGACCCCCAGUACGCUGAGCGCUUGCUGAGCGGGGCCUUCAAGAAGCGGCGGCUGCCCUCAGUCCACAUCCACCCGGCUUUUGCCCGCCAAGCUGCGCAGGAGCCCAGCACCACCCCCUGGGCUGGCCCGCUGACCGUGAACACCGAGGCCCAGCAGCUGCUGCGGGAGUUUGAGGAGGCCACGGGGGAGGUGGGCUGGGGAGCAGGCGAGGGCAGGCUUGGGCAUAAACGCAAGCAGCCGCUGCCCAAGCGGGUGGCCAAGGUCCUGCGGCCCCCAAGCACCCUGCUGCUGACCCAGGAGGAGCAGGGAGAGCUGGAACCUCUCAAAGGCAACUUUGACUGGGAGGCCAUCUUCGAAGCUGGCGCUCUGGGCGGGGAGCUGAGCACCCUGGAGGCCCUGGAGCUAAGCCCACCACUGAGCCCCACCUUGCAUGGGGACGUAGACCUCACCGUCCAUGGCCACCACAUUGACUGCCCUACUACCUGGGGUCCUCCAGCGGAGCAGGCUACCGACAGCCUGGACUUCGACGAGACCUUCCUGGCCACAUCCUUUCUGCAGCACCCCUGGGACGAGAGCGGCAGUGGCUGCCUGCCCCCAGAGCCCCUCUUCGAGGCAGGGGAUGCCACCCUGUCCGCUGACCUGCAGGAUUGGGCCAGCGUGGGUGCCUUCUUGUAAGAGGCGAAGCCCCACCCCACCUCCGGACAGUGCCCAGGUCAGGGCCCAGAACUGCCCCCAAACACGGCCUGUGAACACCCGACGCCCAGGCAGGGGCUGGGCCACGUUUCCCUAGGCUGGCUGCACGAGGCCAUCUGCCACCAGCCCRGGAUGUCCUCAGAUUCAAGCCCAGGAGGCUGAGAACUGGGGGCCCAGGACCAGAAUUGCCGCCUCCACUCAUCAGCCCCCCUCUACACAGUGUUUCAUUGAUCCUCGACUCCCCACCCCAGGAACUGGGCCUGGAGGGGCCUGGCCAGGCUGGGGAGGAGCAGAAUAGGGCCCUCCCCAGAGCUCUUCCACUUUACCCCUCUCCYGACUCCCUCCUGCUUCCCCAGGUCUCUAUCUAGAGAAAGUUCCCAGGUACAACAAAUGCUAAUUAGGUGACAGCAAAUUAACCCCCUGGGGACCUCUCUCCACAGAGCCUCCCUGGGGCCAGGGCAGUGGGGGCU
Urocitellus parryii (Arctic ground squirrel) is the source of this 2018-nucleotide messenger RNA. RefSeq names its product forkhead box J1 (gene Foxj1). Gene Ontology annotation, cellular component: nucleus. Gene Ontology annotation, molecular function: DNA-binding transcription factor activity, RNA polymerase II-specific; RNA polymerase II cis-regulatory region sequence-specific DNA binding. Gene Ontology annotation, biological process: regulation of transcription by RNA polymerase II. The record is from RefSeq and is a predicted model, not a curated record. Lineage: Eukaryota; Metazoa; Chordata; Mammalia; Rodentia; Sciuridae.